CGUGUCUCCUUCAAUUUUUUGUGAAAGCGGUUCAAUAACUCACUGUAGUAUAGUCCAGUGAUCGUUCUUCCUUUUUCUAAAAAAUCCAUGAGGAUGACGCCGUUCGCAUCCCAACUUUUGCAAGGUUAACUGGCAGACGGAUCGGAACAAAAUUUUACAAACGAACAGUUCUUAUCAAACCGUGUGCAUCUCAAUUAUUUCAUUUAAUCAGCUCAGGCUUCUAGGCGUUGUACAAAGGCACGGAUUGUACCUGAUAAAUAUUAUAAUGUAGUUUGGCAUAAAAUAUUUAGUAGCAUUAAAUGUACUACAGUAAUAUUCGGUGAUUAAACAGAGCUCUUCAUCAACACUCAAUGAUAACACGAACUAUUUUUUAUAUAUAAUAUUGUAUAAUAUACUCGUAUGUAUAUGGCUGCAUACAUUCCGACAAAACGUUUCUAUUCAAUUUGGUGCUAAGGCGGAUUUCACAAUAAUGUAUAAUUCACACUCAGAACAUCGUGCAUCAAAAGGUUAUGCUGUUACCCAGGAUUCAGCUGUUACUACUUCUGCUGAAGACGGUCGCCUUGAAAGGGAAACCAACUUUUGUCAUCAUCUUAAUGCUCGAAUACCUGCACGUUUGGUACUUUACUUUUUAUCAUGGUCCGGUUUUUUGGUUUCUUUUAUGAUGCGCAACGAUAUAAACUUUGCCCUGGUUGCAAUGACACGUGCAUCUGAUGAGUGGAACUCAUCAAUAGCAACUGUUUCCAGCAACAAUACAUUGUUUACACUCAAUAACUCUGCCUGGGUAAACGUCUCCUUGCAACAUGUUAUAGAAAAUGCAACUAAACAGGCUGUUUUCGAUGAUGCUACGAAUAAAACUGUGAUAAAUCAAAAAAUGACUGCAGGCGGUAAUGACGGCUUUUACGAUUGGUCUCCUGCGGUGAAGUCAAUAAUUCUUAGUUCCUUUUAUUGGUGCUACGUGCUCUCACAGGUUGUAGGUGGUAUUGCCACACAAUAUUUCGGCACAAAACAGGUAUUCGGUUGGUCUCAAUUUGCCACUGCAUUAUGCAGUCUUUGCAUUCCGGUCAGUGCCGACUUACACUAUUCUGCUGUGAUACUACUACGAUCAGUGCAAGGUUUUGCAUCUGGUUUAACAUGGCCAGCUAUGUAUGCCAUAGUUGGGUACUGGAUUCCAUUAGCCGAACGCUCACGAUUUAUGUCAAGUUUUCAGGGCUUUAGCAUAGGUAUCGGUUUAACAUACCCACUAUGUGGAUUUAUAAUUUACAACUUUGGCUGGCGAUACGUUUUUUACACGACCGGAUCAUUAGGUAUAAUUUGGUGUAUACUGUGGUACUACCUAGCAUUCAACACGCCAAAGGAACAUCCACGUAUUUCUGCUGAAGAAAUCGAAUAUAUUGAAGUUAGUGUUAGCUCCGAAGCAAAAGAAGCAUUACGCAUGAAAGUGCCAUGGAAAUCGAUUUUCAUUUCUUUACCUGCGUGGGCGAUCGGAAUAACAACAUUUGGAAGAAUUUGGAUUCAUUACAUAUUCAUUGUAUGUGGCCCAAGCUUCAUGAAAAACAUGCUUAAAUUCAAUUACAAAGCAAAUGGUUUUUUGUCCGGCAUGCCGUUCAUUUGCUCUUAUAUUUCAUCUGUACUAUUUUGCUAUGUUGCUGAUAAAAUUAUGCUAAAUAAUUGGAUGAGUCUUACAAAUGUUCGUAAGCUUUUUACUGCCUUGUCACAAGUCGUUCCUGGAAUUCUAAUAUACUGGAUUGGUUAUAUUGAUAAAAAUAUUUUAUUAUUAUUGGUUAUAUGGUUUGUGGCAGUUACAUUCAUAACAGCCUCGUAUGCCGGUGCUAUGGCUAAUAUUGUUGAUAUCGCUCCGAAUUUGGCUGGGCCGGUUCUUGCUUUUUGCCAAACAAUACAUAUGUCGGCAUCAUUUCUUUCUCCGCUGGUAUCGGGUAUAAUUGUCACAAAUGAGAGUUCCAUUGAACAGUGGCGCACAGUUUUUGGAGUUUCAUCGGCAAUAACGAUUUUAACAUAUGGUAUUUUCCAAAUUUACGGCACAGCUGAAAUUCAAAGUUGGAAUUACCCACAACCGCGCAUUGACGGGUCGGCCGAAGAAAGCCAGAUCCUUAAGAAACGGAAUGAAGAGCCCAUUCCGAAAGACGACAUGUAGACUAUAUGAUUAUAUAUACAUACAUGUACUUAAUCAAGCGAAAUACUUAACCCGUGUUAAACAUUAUUUACUAUGGCAUAUUAAUUUUUUGGCAUUUUAUAAUUGCGCGUAACGAAAACUAGAGUUAUUAUUUAAUAUCUUUGUAUGCGCACAAAUGCACAUAAGUAUACAUAAUGUGUGCAAAUACACCUAUUGUCAACAAUUUGUGCUUCAAAUCUAUGGUUUGUUAUAUGGAAUGGGUGUAAGUUCGUCUGUGUAUAUAUACAUACAUAUAUUACAUUAUAUUUGUAACAGUUGGGUAUUUUUAAUUUCUUGAGCUAAAAUAUGAGGGUGGAGUUUUGUGAGAAAUAAUAAAAUCGGUUGGUGCGAUUGCCUGAGAA
Anastrepha obliqua is the source of this 2532-nucleotide messenger RNA. It is a transcript of the gene MFS17, whose product is annotated as sialin. Gene Ontology annotation, molecular function: transmembrane transporter activity. NCBI's taxonomy places the organism in Eukaryota, Metazoa, Arthropoda, Insecta, Diptera, Tephritidae. The transcript is spliced from 5 exons. Gene Ontology annotation, cellular component: plasma membrane. Gene Ontology annotation, biological process: transmembrane transport; monoatomic anion transport. The coding region runs from base 470 to 2152 and encodes 560 amino acids. The record is from RefSeq and is a predicted model, not a curated record.